AUGGAAGGAGUCUGGCACCCAUCAUCGGGAUCUGCUGUCCAGGUGGCCGUUAAAGUGAUACAUCGCUCCAGCCUAAAUUUCUCCGACACUAACUCGGAUCAACUCAGCCUCAACUCGACCUCAUCACAUAGCCUAGAUGGUUUUCAUCGAAAUCAUGUCACCAGUGUUUCUACAAAGUCUCACUCUGUAUCAACACCCCUUGGUCGGUUUCUUAAAGAGAUUUCCAUUAGCCAGUCACUUUUGCACCCGGAUAUUGUUCGCUUCUACGGCGUCAGUUUAGAUCUCGACUCUGUAAAGUUGGUGAGUCCCCUUCACUAA
Molecule: messenger RNA, 318 nt
Organism: Protopolystoma xenopodis
Lineage: Eukaryota; Metazoa; Platyhelminthes; Monogenea; Polystomatidea; Polystomatidae
Source: the annotation of a GenBank genome assembly